Messenger RNA from Cornus florida, 1054 nucleotides. Its product is annotated as acid phosphatase 1-like. The transcript has 3 exons. Gene Ontology annotation, molecular function: acid phosphatase activity. The record is from RefSeq and is a predicted model, not a curated record. The coding region runs from base 42 to 821 and encodes 259 amino acids. NCBI's taxonomy places the organism in Eukaryota, Viridiplantae, Streptophyta, Magnoliopsida, Cornales, Cornaceae.
UAUUACUUUAUCACCCAUCUGGAUUCUGUGUGUCUCAGAAAAUGCAGAUGGGUAGAGAUGUGUUGUUGUUUGUUCUAGUGAUUGUUGGGGUGUGCAUUGGGUUGGCAGUUGCAGACUGGAACAUUUUGAAUAAAAAAAGGAAGAUAGAAGGUGGCAUUAGCUUGAAAAACUACUGUGAGAGCUGGAGGAUGAAUGUGGAACUCAACAACAUCAAGGCCUUCGAGGUUGUCCCACAAGAAUGCGUCGACUUUAUCGGAAAAUACAUGACAUCCAGUCAGUACAAGGCGGAUUGCGAGAGAGCCAUUGAAGAGUGUCUACUCUAUUUGACUGGUUGUUGUUGCACAUUGAAAGGAGAUGGUAAAGAUGCUUGGAUUUUUGACAUCGAUGACACGCUUCUAUCAACUGUUCCUUACUUCAAAACACACAAUUUUGGGGGAGACAAGUUGAAUGUGACCUCCUUGGAAGUAUGGAUGAGAGAGAACGAAGCACCAGCUCUUGAGCACACAUUCAGACUCUUUGAUGAGAUAAAAGGCAGGGGACUAAAGAUCUUUUUGAUCUCUUCAAGAAGGGAAUGCCUCAGAGAUGCCACUGUUGACAACCUCAUCAAGGUUGGAUAUCAUGGAUGGACUAGACUAAUUUUGAGGGGUCUUGAAGAUGAAUAUAAACAAGUGCAGAACUACAAAGCCGAGGCGAGGAAACGAUUAGUUGAGGAAGGGUAUCGGGUAUGGGGGAUUUUGGGUGAUCAAUGGAGCAGCUUUGAUGGACACCCAAGUGCUAAAAGAACAUUCAAGCUUCCAAAUUCCCUGUACUAUGUUUCUUAAAACCCACCACUACUCUUCACCAUGCUUGUUUCUAGCUAAGCAAGCACUGAAUGGAUGGUGUUAUGCAACUGCUAUGUUCAUGUGUGUGGUAGUUAUAUUGUUUUACUCAUCCAUUCAAAACUCAAUUGUUUUUGUCUGUAAUUUGUAAUUUUUUUUUUUUCACUUCUACUUUUUAGUAGAGGGUGAGAUAACAUUCAAAACUAGUAACAAUAAUUAGACAUUACCAUUUAGAA